Molecule: messenger RNA, 690 nt
Organism: Lemur catta (Ring-tailed lemur)
Lineage: Eukaryota; Metazoa; Chordata; Mammalia; Primates; Lemuridae
Product: translation initiation factor IF-2-like
Exons: 3
Coding region: 1-576 (191 amino acids)
Source: RefSeq, a predicted model, not a curated record
AUGUCGGCCCCAGCUCCCACCAGCAGCCCCAGAUUAGGCCUGUCACUCUGUUGGACUCCCCACCUUCCCUCUCCCCUGCCUGGCCCCGGGGCCCUCAGGCCGUUCUCCUGGACUAGACAGCGCUCUACUAAGGAGCAGGAACCACAGCGCAGUGUUUGCCUCCACAAAGCCCAACGCAGUGCCCGGACGCUGAAGUGUUCUCUACUCCGAGGAGACCCUGGGGACCCCAGGACUGGCAUCUGCCCAGGGCCCAAGCCAGUCGAGGGCAGCCGGCCGCCAAGCCCGCUCCCGGCGCCCCGCAAACAACCGCCAUGCAGGAACACGGGCUCCCAGGCCCCGGGGCAGGAAGCAGCCCACCCACCUGCGGCGACGCGAGGCGCCCACGGAGAGGCUCCGAGGAUCCGCAGCAGAGACCAGACGGGCGGGCCUCCCUCGGAGGGCGGUGUCCAAGCGCCACCUGGUUUCUGGAACUUCCUACAGAUGAAACCCUACACUACAGCAUGGACUCUUUGUGUGUUUGGAGGGUUCAGCCGUGUUGUGGCCGCGUGCACCUUGUUUGUUGUGAUCGCUGUGUAGCAUCCCAUCACAUGACUGCACGGUUUGCACAUCCAUCCUUGGAUGGCUAUGAUGGACAUUCUGGUGGUUUUUAGUUUGGAGCUAUUACGAAUAAAGCUGCUAUGAGCAUUCUUG